This is a messenger RNA of Peronospora matthiolae, 216 nucleotides long. Lineage: Eukaryota; Oomycota; Peronosporomycetes; Peronosporales; Peronosporaceae. The record is from the annotation of a GenBank genome assembly.
AUGAACAUGUUGGACAAAGAAGACGACAGCUUUCAUGCCACACGUGAAGACUGCACCCAUCUGAGUGACUCAGAAUGGGAGUUUGUCGGCCGCAUGAGUGUGCUCAUGGGCGAACCCGCCAUCAGUGGUAUGUUGGAGUCUCUCAGCAGAGACCAGCAGCACGCUGCAAUUAACAAAUUCCUACAAGGUGAACUUGAUAUUGAAGACAGAAGAUAG